AUGUCUGGUCGAGGAAAAGGCGGCAAGGGUCUCGGUAAGGGUGGUGCCAAGCGACACAGGAAGGUGCUUCGUGACAACAUCCAGGGUAUCACCAAGCCCGCUAUCAGGCGAUUGGCGCGAAGGGGUGGUGUCAAGCGAAUCUCCGGUCUCAUCUACGAGGAGACCCGAGGUGUCCUCAAGAUCUUCCUUGAGAACGUCAUCCGAGACUCUGUCACCUACACUGAGCACGCCAAGAGAAAGACUGUCACUUCCCUCGACGUUGUCUACGCUCUCAAGAGGCAGGGCCGAACCCUCUACGGUUUCGGUGCUUAA
Molecule: messenger RNA, 312 nt
Organism: Cryptococcus wingfieldii CBS 7118
Lineage: Eukaryota; Fungi; Basidiomycota; Tremellomycetes; Tremellales; Cryptococcaceae
Product: histone H4
Exons: 4
Coding region: 1-312 (103 amino acids)
Biological process (GO): nucleosome assembly
Cellular component (GO): nucleosome
Molecular function (GO): structural constituent of chromatin; DNA binding; protein heterodimerization activity
Source: RefSeq, a predicted model, not a curated record